AUGCAAGAGGUCUUGAAGCGGCAACGCCGGGACAAGGAUCACGAGGAGCCGGUGGUCAUCGAAUCUGAGGAGGAAGCCGCGGCAACGUCGUCGAGGCCGCGUGAGCCCCUCACUCCGAAGACACAUUCUCGGCCGGCUUCGAAAAUGGCAUCUCCCAUGCCCGAUGCAUCUUCGCCAGAGGAGCCUACCCCGAAGCGCUCGAGAAUCACUACGAAGACCAGCAAGAAGACUGUCGAGCAGAUCUACCAGAAGAAAACGCAGCUGGAACACAUCCUCCUACGGCCUGACAGCUAUGUGGGCUCUGUCGAGCGGCAGCAGCUCGAGCUGUGGACUCUUCCUGGAGGGAGCAGCAGCAGUGACACUGCUCCCAGGAUGGUGCGGAGGAAGGUGGACUACGUGCCGGCUCUCUACAAGAUUUUCGAUGAGAUUCUCGUGAAUGCUGCGGACAACUUGAUUCGGGAUCCAUCCAUGAACACCAUCAAGGUUGACAUCAACAAGAAACAGUCUCGCAUCUCGAUCUGGAACAAUGGCAGGGGACUUCCAGUUCAGGUGCACAAGGAACACCGUUGCUAUGUGCCGACAUUAGUUUUCGGCCACCUGCUGACCAGUGACAACUACGACGACAGUGAGAAGAAAGUCGUUGGUGGUCGGAAUGGCUAUGGAGCCAAGCUGACCAACAUCUAUUCCAAGAGGUUCAUCGUCGAGACUGCUGAUUCCGGAAGCCGCAGCAAGUAUCGGCAGCAAUGGGGCAAUAACAUGAGGCAGGCGGACGAACCAGAGAUCGUACCGUACAAGGGGAAGGACUUCACAGCAGUAACCUUCGAGCCGGAUUUGCAGCGGUUCGGCAUGACCCACCUGGAGGACGACAUCUUGGCUUUGAUGGAGCGACGUGCGUACGACGUCGCUGCUUCGACGCGAGGACGCUGUGAGGUCUUCCUGAACGGGCAGUGUUUGGAGGUGGAUUCCUUCGAGGAUUACGUCAGUCUCUUCCUAGACCCCGAUGAUUUCCGAAUCAGCGAGGUCUGCAACGACAGAUGGGAGGUGGCGAUUGCCUUGACAGACGGCAGCGGCUUCCGGCAAGUCAGCUUCGUAAACUCCAUCUGCACCAGUCGAGGAGGCACGCACGUGAACUGCGUGGCGGAGCAGGUGGUUGCCGCAGUGAUGGAGGAGGUGGCCAAGGAGAAAGGGGCCAAGGGAACUCUGGCCGUGAAGCCACAGCACGUGAAGAAUCAUUUGUGGGUCUUCGUGAACUGCCUCAUUGAAAACCCGGCUUUUGAUUCGCAGACGAAGGAGACGUUGACCACGAAGAAGGAGCGCUUCGGCUCAACGUGUGAGCUGUCUGAGGAUGUCCUUCAGGCUGUGUGCAGCAGCGGCAUUGUCGAGACAUUGCUGGAAUGGUCCAAAGCCUUGGGCAAAAGUGAGUUGGCACGGCAUCUCAACAAGAGCGUCAUGCCAGCUUUGGUCUUGGGGAACGAUGGCUGGGCAUCGUUGAAGGGCAGGUGGAGCAGCUCUUGGCUGCAUCCACGGGUAAUGCAGGGCGGUGGCAAUAAUGCCAACAACAUCCGGAUGGGUGUACCCAACAUGAUGAUGGGCAUGGGCCAAGGCAUGCGAAUGCCCAUGGGAAUGCCCAUGAUGGGCAUGCCCAUGAUGGGCAUGAUGGGCAUGCCCAUGAAUCCCAUGAUGGCCAUGCCGAUGAACCCCAUGAUGGGCAUGGGCAUGAACGCCGGCAUGGGCAUGAACCCCGGUAUGCCAGGCGCCCAGUCGCCGUCGCCGUCCGGACAAGGAGCCGACCGCAGUGCUGGGGUGAGUCCUGCAGCUAGCACGGCUGUGGUGCCGCCAAAGGUCGACACUCAGCCCAUACCAGAGUCUAAAGUCCUUCCACCGGGGCUCCCACCGGGGCUCCCGCCGGGGCUCCCGCCGGGUGUCGUGCACCGCGAGCGAAGCCGCAGUCGAGACGCCGUGCGGGUACCACCGAAGGCUGAGAUGGAGCCCGAGCCAGUUCGGGAGCCUACGCCUCCUCGAGAGAAGACGCCUCCCAGAUGUCAUCUUCACAACACCAAGAAGCCCAACACAAAAUGCAAGUUCUGCCAGAGGUGGCUGGCAAGUCAAAGCCAGGCCCAGCCCGAAUCUGACAAG
This is a messenger RNA of Symbiodinium necroappetens, 2136 nucleotides long. Lineage: Eukaryota; Dinophyceae; Suessiales; Symbiodiniaceae. The record is from the annotation of a GenBank genome assembly.